CGAGCCAUUCAUUUAAUUUCAACUUACUACAGCCCAAUGAUAUGGGCUAGAGUUUCCGCGACAAAACUUCCAACCUAAGCUUUCAGGAUUUUUUUCGGUGUUCCUUGCUGUUCCUCGGCAAAAAUGAUGCCUGACCGCGUGUAUUCAUAUGUCACUCGUUAUCGUUUUCACGCUAUUCGAGGACUCUUCUUCGAACCCCAAACUAUAAAUCUUCAGCUGGAGGCUGUCAGAAGAAUCGUACUACGGUGGAAAACUAUCGAUAAAAAAAGGAUCAUCUAUAGUUCUCCGGGAGAUAGUACUCGUCAACCAGUUACAGCUGCUCUGCUUUUAUCCGGACAGCUUCUAAUAUUAGGGAAUCACCUAGUAUACAAUCGUAUACAUCCCUUUUUUUCAGAUAGACGAUAUAUAUCGUUCACGAAAGAACAGAAAAUUCUUGGUCAAUAUCUGCUCAACAUGAGGCUUUCCGCGAACUUUCUGUCUCUGACCGUCUUCCUGCAGAGCUCCCCAUCUCUUGCGCACUAUAUCUGGGAUAGCGUCAUUGCAGGCAGUACAACUUCCUCCGCCGCAGUACGUAUGCCCUUGAGCAACGGUCCCGUGCUGAAUGUCACAUCCCCGGAUGUUGUCUGCAAUGUGAAUCCCACCCCCGCAACUGCAACCGUUACCGUCGCCGCCGGGAGCACUCUUGGAUUCAAUUGCGACGAUAAUGUUUAUCAUCUUGGUCCUGCCGCUAUAUAUUUAGGACAGGCCCCGGGAUCGGUAGCAGAAUGGGAUGGGAGUGGCGAGAGAUGGUUUAAGAUAGCAGAAUGGGGCGCGACUUUUGAUCCCUUGUCAUUCACGGAUUUUAGGGUGACUCAACUUAAGACCACUAUUCCAUCAGAUCUUCCUGCUGGGGAGUACCUUGCUAGGAUUGAACAAAUUGGAAUUCACAUACCCUACGCUCCCCAGUUCUUCAUUUCCUGUGCUCAAAUCAAGAUUACUGGUGGAGGAUCUGUAUCUCCCGCGAUGGUCUCUAUUCCAGGAUAUCUUUCUCCUACUGAUCCAUCACUCAUGGUAAACAUCUACGAUCCCACCUUUACGUCCUACACGGUACCAGGGCCUGCCGUUUUUAGUGGAUGAUCAGGAAGCAGAGAAAUUUGUAGAUUAGCGACAUUCAGUGGCCGAGUAUCGUGCGAGUCUUCAUGAAAUAUGAGAUUUUCCUGAUCAAGUAUGAGUGCUCCGAGUGGCAGUCAUCCAGAGUCACGAAUGCGGUCUAAUUAUUUAUCCGUGAGAGUAUCCUGUGGUCACUCAGCGGGCGUCAUUUGGACGGUAUUUCCCGCAAUUUCGUGGAGACGAG
Molecule: messenger RNA, 1333 nt
Organism: Desarmillaria tabescens
Lineage: Eukaryota; Fungi; Basidiomycota; Agaricomycetes; Agaricales; Physalacriaceae
Product: glycosyl hydrolase family 61-domain-containing protein
Exons: 9
Coding region: 124-1116 (330 amino acids)
Source: RefSeq, a predicted model, not a curated record